AUUAAAUCUCAUUUUUUCAGAGACAUACUCGAUCGUAAGAAAGAAAAGAAGAAGCCAAGAAUGAAAUUCUCUUCGUACUUACUGAUAUUCUUUAUCUUUCUCUUUCUGUUCCAAAGCUCCAGUAGUUCUAAUCUUAUCUCUCAAUCUUGCAAGGAGGCAUCGAAGAACGACCCAAAUUUGAAGUAUGGUUUCUGUGUUGAAUCCCUUGAAGAUGCCUCCUCCAAGUUGCAACCACCACCGACCAACCUCGAAGGUCUUGUGUGCAUGUCAACUCAACUUACCAAGUCCAACGCAAGCAACAUGGUUUCCAUCAUUUCAAAGCUCCUGAAGGAUAAAAGUUAUGAUCAAUACGUAAAGGCUUGCUUACGAGAUUGCUUUGAUCUUUACUCGGAUUCCCUUUCGGACUUAGAUGAUGCUGUGGUUGCUUUCAAGCAGAAGGAUUUUGACACUGCUGCUAUAAAGCUGAGUGCUUCCUUGGAUAACUCUGAAACAUGUGAAGAUCAAUUCAAGGAAAAGAAGGGUGAAACGUCUCCUUUAACAAAGGAAAAUCAAGUCUACUUCCAACUCAAUAUGAUAUGCCUGGCCUUCCUUCAAAUGCUUCGCCAACAUUAUUGACAAAACUUAAGCAUGCCAUAUACAAUUAUAUAAUAUUACGAGCUUUCUAUAGCCUGGUAUAGCUUGUGCAAAAUUCUUUAUCUGUCAUGAAGUAUUCAGACUGAAAUUAUGUCCUUCGUAU
Vigna umbellata (rice bean) is the source of this 736-nucleotide messenger RNA. RefSeq names its product putative invertase inhibitor. NCBI's taxonomy places the organism in Eukaryota, Viridiplantae, Streptophyta, Magnoliopsida, Fabales, Fabaceae. Gene Ontology annotation, molecular function: enzyme inhibitor activity. The record is from RefSeq and is a predicted model, not a curated record.